Messenger RNA from Liolophura sinensis, 930 nucleotides. RefSeq names its product kelch-like protein 2. NCBI's taxonomy places the organism in Eukaryota, Metazoa, Mollusca, Polyplacophora, Chitonida, Chitonidae. The record is from RefSeq and is a predicted model, not a curated record. The transcript has 3 exons. Bases 58 to 930 code for a protein of 290 amino acids. Gene Ontology annotation, molecular function: protein binding.
UUUGUGCAACGUACUUAGGUAAAGUAAGAUGUUCUUGUAAAUAAAACGUGUUACACGAUGUCAGAAAAUGCCGAAUCCAAAUCACUACUGUCACACGGGUCCGACGCGGGCACCGAAUACGCUCACAAGGGAGGUAACCAGGACUUAUCUCUCCUGGCGGACUUCACUUCGCCCGAUCAUUUCUCGGACAUCACUCUGGUUGUGGAGGAUAAGCCCAUUCAUGCUCACAAGACCGUCCUGUCUUUAGCUUCCCCGGUCUGGAAGGCUAUGUUUUCUGGAGACUUUAAGGAAAAGCGAGUUGAUUUCGUGGACUUACCCGGGAAAGUGCACGGCGAUGUGGUUGAACUCCUCGAGUUUGUCUAUCCGCCGUGCAAAAAAUCCCUCACAGAUGACAAUGUCUAUAAAAUUCUGCCUUUAACCGACGAGUACCAAAUACAGUGGCUGAAAGACGCCAGCGAAGAGUUCCUCGUGGAACGCAUUCUACAGGAGGCUUCCGGUGAGCAAUUCCAAGAUUCCAACGAGAUCUCGCGGUUUUGUGUUCAGCAUAUUUACCUGGCGCAGCUGUACUCUCUGGAUCAUAUGUUUUCGGUGGCGACGAAUAUAGCAGCGGAACUACCGUUCUCAGCUCUGAAGUCAACUGAUCUUUUCUCGUCUCUGGACUGUAAAACUCUGACAUCCAUAUACGAGAAGAGAGACGAGAAAUGUCAGGGGAGAAUCAAGUUCCUUGAACAUCAAGUUGAGGAGAGUCAAUCCCUGCUAUCGUCUUACCAGCUGAAAUGCAUCGACAUUGCCACCAACGCUCUCAAGAUUAAGCGAAUGGGCACCUAUGUGCGAGUGUGCCCAGCUGAAGAGUCUAGCACGUGCGCUUGUGACUCGUGCAUUUAUUUCGGCCGCUAUUUCGAGAGGAUCAUUUCAAAUUACUCAAAAUAA